Ceratotherium simum simum (southern white rhinoceros) is the source of this 4807-nucleotide messenger RNA. It is a transcript of the gene ANKAR, whose product is annotated as ankyrin and armadillo repeat containing. Gene Ontology annotation, molecular function: protein binding. The record is from RefSeq and is a predicted model, not a curated record. NCBI's taxonomy places the organism in Eukaryota, Metazoa, Chordata, Mammalia, Perissodactyla, Rhinocerotidae.
CCAAAAAGUACACAAUAGAAUUAAUUAGAAAUGUCAAGAUUGCCCAAAAAAGGAUUACCUAGAUUUGAUCAAAUUCAAGAUGAAGAAACGUACCUGGAAAAUUUGACAGUACAGAGAAAUGCUUCUGCUUUUUUUGAAAAAUAUGAUCGGAGUGAAGUACAAGAGUUGCUAACUACUGUACUAGUUAGCUGGUUGUCUGUCAAAGACGACGUCCACUCUCAGUUUGACGUGCCAUGUGGAAUUAUGAAUCAAAUGAAUAAUGUGGGCUUCUCCACUGCAAUCCUGCUGACUCCUGUGGACCCAACUGCCCUCUUAGACUAUAGAGAAGUCCAUCAGAUCAUCAGGGAGUUGGCUGUUGGAAUUUAUUGCUUAAAUCAAAUUCCUUCCAUCAGUUUAGAAGCUAAUUAUGAUCAGAGUUCUUCUUGUCAAUUACCUCCAGCUUAUUAUGAUACCAGAAUUGGGCAAAUUCUGAUCAAUAUUGACUACAUGCUGAAAGCACUAUGGCAUGGAAUAUAUAUGCCCAAAGAAAAACGAGCCAGAUUCUCUGAAUUGUGGCGUACCAUCAUGGACAUUGAUCCAGAUGGGAAGCCUCAAACAAAUAAAGAUAUUUUUGCAGAGUUUAGUUCAGCAGGUUUGAUUGAUAUUACAAAGGAUCCAGACUUUAAUGGAAUUUAUGAUGAAGACAUGAAUGAAGAUCCAACAUAUAAUCCUAAUAGCCCUGAAGAAAAAGCUGUGUUUAUGAAAUAUGCUGAAAAUAUUUUGCUAAAGUUGACGUUCAGUACCACACAAGUUCAACAGUAUGAAAAUGUUUUUAUAUUUGAAACAGCCUAUUGGCUUACUAAUGCUAUAAAAUAUAAUCAGGAUUAUCUUGAUAUUUGUACCUACCAGAGACUACAGCAAAGAUUAUAUCUUCACAAAAAGGUUAUUCAAAAACAUUUUGAGAAGAAAAAAGAAAUCAGAAGAGGGAUAGGAUACUUAAAGUUAAUAUGUUUUCUGAUUCCAUUUCUACUGAGUUUAAAAAAGAAGAUGAAAGUCCCAUAUUUAAGUAGUCUGCUUCAACCUUUUUCAGAUGACAAGGUCAAGACAGAGCGAGAAUUGCCUCCAUUCAUUUACGGACGAGAUUUUAAAUGCCAGAAUUUUCACUAUAAACAGAAUCAGUAUUUUCAUGUUCAUGGAGGAAUUGAAUUUGAUAUCAGCACGCCUUCAAUUGAGAAUGCUCUGGAAGAGUUUAAGAACAAUUUAGAAAAAAUACGGGAUUGUGCUGCUAAUACAUUUGUAGAAGAUUCAGGAUACAAAGAAUAUUACUCAAUACCAGUCAUGGAAUUUAAUGGAAAAAGCUACUAUGUGAUUUGUUUUGAACUGGAAGCUUUCUAUCAGCAACUAUAUAAGACACAGUGGUGGGGAGCCAUAAAUGAAAUAGUCAACAAUCUGAGGCUGAAGAGGCUUCCACUGACAGAUGCUCAAUUACAUGAACAAUAUAAGAAAAAAUUUGGUUUCAAAAAAGCUAUGAAAUGCAAGAGCAUCCCGUUUGGUUUGAAGUCUGCUGUUGAAAGAGGAUUAUCUGCUGUUUUCCACACAUUUAGCCGUAAAACCUCCAGCGCGACAAUCAACGUCUCGGAUGAGGCAGGUUACGCUAAUUUCCAUCACGCCGCUCUACACAACCGAGUUGCGAUUAUAUGCCAACUGUGCAAAGCCAACUUCAACAUCAACCAGAGACGCUUUAUUAUGUAUAGCCAAGAGUCAUCCAAAAUGGACACGAAAAAAGAAAGAAAUGGUCCAACACCUCUACACCUGGCCGCGCAGGCUUGCUCAUUGGAAACAACCAUCUGUCUACUCUGUUUCAAAGCUGAUUACACGCUUUCAGAAAAAAGAGGCUGGAUGCCAAUUCACUUUGCGGCUUUCUAUGACAAUAUCUGCAUCAUCAUUGCUCUCUGUAGGAAGGAUCCUAGUUUACUAGAAGCUGAAGCGACAGCUGAGAAUCAGUGUACUCCACUCUUACUCGCUGCCACUUCAGGAGCACUGGACACUAUCCAGUACCUAUUUUCUCUGGGUGCUAACUGGAGAAAAACAGACAUUAAAGGAAAUAAUAUAAUUCAUUUAUCAGUGCUAACCUUUCACACAGAGGUCCUCAAGCAUAUAAUAGAGUUAAAUAUUCCUGAACUCCCAGUUUGGAAAACUUUGGUUGAAAUGUUGCAGUGCGAAAGCUAUAAACGAAGGAUGAUGGCUGUCAUGUCCUUAGAAGUAAUUUGCUUAGCAAACGAUGGAUACUGGAAAUAUAUUUUGGAUGCUGGCACCAUUCCUGCUUUAAUCAAUCUAUUAAAAGGUUCCGAAAUAGAAUUACAGUGCAAAACAGUUGGGUUAUUGAGUAAUAUCUCAACCCAUGUGAGUGUAGUGCAUGCUGUAGUAGAGGCAGGAGGCAUUCCAGUUCUGAUCAACCUACUGGUUUCUGAUGAACCUGAACUUCACUCUCGCUGUGCUGUCAUUCUAUAUGAUAUUGCUCAACUUGAAAACAAGGAUGUUAUUGCCAAAUAUAAUGGAAUCCCAGCUCUAAUAAAUCUCUUACAGUUAAACAUAGAAAAUGUGCUAGUCAAUGUAAUGAACUGUAUACGAGUAUUAUGUAUGGGAAAUGAAAGCAAUCAAAGAGCAGUGAGAGACCAUAAAGGCAUCCAAUAUCUUAUCACAUUUCUCAGUUCUGAUUCAGAUGUGCUGAAGGCUGUAUCUUCUGCUACAAUUGCUGAGGUUGCACGUGACAAUAAGGAUGUGCAGGAUGCUAUGGCUGCCGAAGGAGCCAUUCCUCCUCUGGUGGCUCUUUUCAAAGGGAAACAACUUAGUGUCCAAAUGAAGGGUGCAAUGGCUGUGGAAUCACUGGCAAGUCGCAACCCUUCUAUCCAGAGAGCAUUUCUGGAAAAAUCAUUAUGUAAAUAUCUUUUAAAACUCCUCAAGGCAUUUCAAAUAGAUGUGAAGGAACAAGGAGCUGUAGCACUUUGGGCCUUGGCAGGACAAACACUGAAACAACAAAAGUAUAUGGCAGAACAGAUUGGAUACAACUUUAUAAUAAAUAUGCUUUUGUCACCAUCAGCUAAAAUGCAGUAUGUUGGGGGUGAAGCAGUCAUAGCUCUAAGUAAGGACAGCAGGAUGCAUCAAAAUCAAAUAUGUGAAGGGAAUGGAAUUGCACCAUUGGUUCGCUUACUAAGGAUGAGUAAGAUAGCUGAAGGCACACUUCUGAGUGUCAUCAGAGCAGUGGGAUCCAUUUGUAUUGGUGUCGCCCAUACAAGCAAUCCCAUCAGUCAACAACUUGUUGUAGAGGAAAAUGCCUUUCCAGUACUUAUUCAACUACUGAGAAAUCACCCUUCUCCUCACAUUAAGGUUGAAGUGGCAUUUUCUCUGGCAUGCAUUGUCCUAAGGAAUGAUCUGUUACAGAAAGAAUUACAAGAAAAUGAAGGCUUUAAGUAUGCUGAUGUCCUUUAUCUUCUUCACUCACAAGAUAAGGAUAUCUGUUUAAGAGCAGGCUAUGCAUUAACCCUUUUUGCCUUCAAUAAUCGCUUUCAACAAUUCUUAAUAUUGGAAAGUGGAAUAAUGACCAUAUCAAUUUUUGAACCUUUUCUUGAAUCAACAAUUGAAACUGAGAAGGCAGUGGCAGCAUUUCAGAUUAUUAUAUUAGCUAAAGUCAUUAUAGAUGUGGACCAUAUUACUUUGUCUGCAAGAGGCGUUACUAUUUUAGUUGACAGUCUGUAUUCAGUUAAUUCUGCUACUAUUGUCUUGACAGGGAAUUUAAUAGCUAGCCUGGCUCAUUCUAGAGCUGGUAUUUCAGAAGCAUUUACUACAUUAGGGACAAUCCAACGGCUCUGCUAUCAUUUGUACUCAGGAAGAGAAGAGGUUCGCACAGCUUGCUCCUGUGCUCUUGGCUACUUAACUUACAAUGCAAAUGCUUUGCGCAUCCUAUUAAAGGAAUGCAGGAAUAAGCCUAAUCAGUUCCUUCGUAUAACAAACAAUAUCAGCAGAGAUGCAAGUAUUAACCCAGCAUUUUUAAAGGAAUUUCAAAUGCAACAAAGAGUGGGACUUCCUUCUUUAAGUCUAGAGAAAAAUGGAGGGCCAUCCAUAACUCCUGUCUUUAAAAAAGGAAAAGAGCACCGAAGAAAAUUAAAACCUAAAAUUCAACCAAGAGAUUCUUUGACUUUAAUACCUCCUGUAACUAACUUCAUGGGGCUCUUCAAAACAACAGAAAAGACCACUGUUUCUCAAAAUAUUUUUUCCUUUUCAUCUGCAAUUUCAUCAGAUUUCAUAAAAGUAUCAAGACCAAGAAUAGUGUUUUUGAGCCAACUUGGGAAACAUGUACAGAAAGCUAAUCCCGAGCCCGCAGAAGGCUAAUAAAAGCAUUUUAGAAUGAAAGGAUUCCUAAGCAAUCUUCUUAAAUUUUUUAUUUUUAAUUGUGAUAAAAUACACAUAACUGAAUAAUCUUUUUGAAUGGAAGUUCUUGAUAUUGAUAGUUAACAUAUUUUCCUUAGCAUGACUACUGGAAUUUAACAUCAGGUCAGAGUUAUGGUUUAAAAAAAUAAGUAGAAUUUUCUGUAAUAGAAUGCCGGCACUUAAAAUUAUUAAAAUAUAGCAACUGAUACGAGGGACAUAAUUAGUAUAUUUAUCAAGUGUUAGAAACAUUUUUAAAUUGGUAGGCUGGGCUAAAGAGGCCUGACUCAAAGUAGCCCAUGCGUUAACACUCACUGUAAUACCUUGAGAUAUUUAAUGAUAAAGACUACAAAUGCAUGAGGCUUCUAAAACCCAAAACGUAUACUUUUAAAACACUGUAUUU